AGUAAUGAGUUUGCUGAUCGCCUUUACGGCUGUAUUGGCCGUAGCUUCGGCACAGACAGCCACUAAUAGAUUCCCUGAUGACUUUCUAUUUGGGGCUGUAACAUCCGCAUAUCAGGUGGAAGGAGCGUGGAAUGAAGAUGGCAAAGGAGAGAGCAUUCAGGACUACUUUUUCCACAAUCAUCCGGAAUAUACCACAGGAGACACCGGGGACGUCGCCUGCGAUUCUUACCACAAGUACCAGGAGGACGUGCAGAUGUUGAAGGCACUCAACGCGGACGUGUAUCGAUUUUCGAUUUCCUGGUCACGUAUAUUGCCUACCGGGGACCUCGAUGUUAUCAACCAGGCUGGUAUCGAUUAUUAUAACAACCUCAUCAAUGACCUACUCGCCAACGGAAUUCAGCCUCUGGUAACAAUAUACCACUGGGAUCUCCCUCAAGCACUGCAGUACAUCGGGGGCUGGUCCAACGAGUUGCUGGUCGACUACUUCGUUGAAUACGCCAGGAUACUGUUCCAAAACUUCGGUGACAGGGUGAAAUGGUGGAUCACAAUCAAUGCUCCUGCUGGCUUGGUAAACGGCUAUGCGAUGAACGAAGUCGCCCCCUCUCAGCCAGCAUCGGGAAUUGGCGACUACCUGGCGACUCACACUGUCAUCAAAGCCCACUCGCGGGUCUGGCAUCUGUACGAUGAACAGUUCAGAGCCUCGCAGAAUGGUAGCGUGGGAAUUACUUUUGAAAUGGAUGGACUUGAACCGCUGACUAAUUCGACAGAGGAUGCAGAGGCUGCUGAAAGGGCACGACAGUUUCAGGUGGGUAUCUUCGCACAUCCUAUCUACAGUCAGGAUGGAGAUUAUCCUGCUGUGGUGCGACAGCAAGUGGAUGCCAAUAGUGAGGCUGAGGGACGGCCCCGAUCAAGGUUACCAACUUUCACACAGGAAGAGGUUGAGUACAUUAGGGGAUCGGCCGACUUUCUCGGAGUAAUUCACUUCGAAACGACUUUCGUGACCCCUGGUGUGACAGGCGAAUCACCUUCAAAAACGCGGGACUCUGCUGUAAUUACGUCGUCUGCUGAGACUAUUCCUUGGGGAUUGCGGAGUCAACUGAACUGGAUAGCCAACGAGUACCCAGGUUUCCCAGUCUUUAUAACAGAGAACGGCGUAUCCAAUUCUGGAGGGCGAAACGACAGCGACCGCAUUGAAUUCUAUACUGGAUAUCUCGGAGCUGUUCUAGAGUCGAUACACGAAGACGGUGUUCCGGUUAUCGGAUACUUGACAUGGAGUCUCAUGGACACUCUAGAAUGGAACUCAGGAUUUACGGCUAAGUAUGGGCUGUACGAGGUGGAUUUCAGCAGUCCAAACAGGACAAGGACUCCCAAGGAUUCGGCUGGCUUCAUGGCAGAAAUCUUCAGCAGUAAGCAGCUGCCCAACCAGUACAACCACUAGGAUGUUCUUAGCUCACCAAACAAGACUUGUUCAUCUGCUUGUCAACGCAGUUUUUAAUAUGAUCUUUUGCCAAACACAGCACAGUUAAAUGAAGUACUACAAGUGCUGUAUGCAAGCGUUAAAUGUAGAUAUU
Schistocerca americana (American grasshopper) is the source of this 1571-nucleotide messenger RNA. Its product is annotated as myrosinase 1-like. Gene Ontology annotation, molecular function: beta-glucosidase activity. Gene Ontology annotation, biological process: carbohydrate metabolic process. The record is from RefSeq and is a predicted model, not a curated record. NCBI's taxonomy places the organism in Eukaryota, Metazoa, Arthropoda, Insecta, Orthoptera, Acrididae. Bases 5 to 1438 code for a protein of 477 amino acids. The transcript has 11 exons.